This is a messenger RNA of Fusarium poae, 2148 nucleotides long. RefSeq lists its product as uncharacterized. Bases 1 to 2148 code for a protein of 715 amino acids. Lineage: Eukaryota; Fungi; Ascomycota; Sordariomycetes; Hypocreales; Nectriaceae. The record is from RefSeq and is a predicted model, not a curated record. The transcript is spliced from 2 exons.
AUGGAAGUAGGUGGCUUCGCAAUGGGGGCCAUCGCCCUUGUCAGCCUUGCCAAAGAUUGCACCGAACUCUACGCCAUGUUCGUCUCUGCACAGGAGUUGGAAAAAGAUUCAUCAUCACUGGUGACAAAACUUGACAUUGAAAGAAACCGGUUCUUUACAUGGUCUGGGCGAGUUGAAUUACUUCAUCAAGAUGAGAACGGACUUGUAUUCGGCAAUAAGAGCACUGAUGAUCUUGUCAAGCGGAUUUUGCAAAUCAUUAAAGAUCUGUUGACUGAUGCAACCAGAUUGGAGAACAUGUACGGCGUUCAGAGAGUCGGGCCUGCGAAACAGUCCGAGUUGAGCGUCACGCCAAAGCCCAUACUCGAAUCUGCCAGCGAACUUCAACUGCCCCAGUUUGUCAGGGACUUUCGAAAGAUCAAACGCACAUUCUCAAGCUAUCGGUCUUCAAAGAUUGAUAGUUUCUCAAAGCAUUUCACUUGGGUCAUCAUUGACAAAGAAAAGUUCAAUAAGCUCAUCUAUGACCUCUCAUACUACAACACCAGACUAGACGAGCUGGUUCCAGGAUCUACUCCAUUUUCGACUGCGAAAGGUCACAACGGGACAAACUUGAGUGUUACUGUGGAGGUAUCAGAAGACAACUUGAAUCGACGGGAAGCAGCCAUGGCAGCCCGGUCCGAUGCCAUACGGGCUCGUGUACUAAAUACACUUUGGUUCCGUUGGCUUGACGAUAGAAGACUUACAGUUAAAGACGCCCAUGCACAGACAUUCUCUUGGGUUCUCGACCCAGACGUUGACACGGAAUCACCGAAUCAUCUUCCAACCUGGUUGCAAAGCGGCUCUGGGAUAUAUUGGCUUUACGGAAAGGCUGGAAGUGGGAAAUCAACGCUGAUGAAAUUUCUCCACGACGAUGAGCGUACCCAAAAGUACCUAAAAACAUGGGCUGGUGACUCGGAACUCAUCUCGAUAAGCUUCUUCUUCUAUGCCCUAGGGCAUCCUGAACAGAAGUCGCAACUCGGACUACUAAGGAGUCUUCUGUAUCAGAUACUCAGUCAUGAUGCUGCUCUGGCGGAAACCGCUCUUCCGAAUGUCUGGAGGGAGGCAAGCCGUGAUAAUGAGCAGAAACAUGAAGACCUAUCAAUGCCAUCCGUUGCGGAGAUGGUGAAUGCUCUAAAAUGCAUAUGCAAAAUGUAUCGAGCCACUAAGAAGAUGUUUUUCCUUAUCGAUGGCAUCGACGAAUACGAAGGCAACGACAUUGAUAUCGCUGGAUUCAUUUCUGAACUCGGAAAGUUCUCAGAUGUCAAAGUCCUCGUUUCAAGCAGACCCCAUCCGGCGUUCUUCACUAGCUUCAGAGAAUCGCCCAGUAUGGACCUCCCACGUUUGACAGAACAAGAUAUUGCUUCUUAUGUUGACGAUACUGUUGCUUCUCACCCUUACAUGAAAGAUCUUUAUGCUAUGGAUCCGAAUGCAGCACAUUCAAUAACCAGGUCCCUCGUUGAAAGAGCUUCUGGAGUCUUUCUUUGGGUUGUCCUAGUCUGCCGAUCCGUUAUCGAGGGCUGCGACGAAUAUGAAACAACUUCCGAUCUUCAAGCACGUGUUGACGAAUCUCCUAAAGAAAUCGAGGAUUUAUUUAAUCAUAUCUUCGAAUCAAUUCCACCACGAUGGGGGGAUGAAGCGACGAAGAUCAUGUUUUUGAUGUAUAAGAACGCAUUUGGCGGCGUUCAGACAUACAUUCCUCCGAUAUCACAGCUUGUGGGCCAGUUACACCAGAAGAAAUGGAAUCAAAAUGCAUCUCAAUGGAAAGAAGAUUACGAAGCAGAUGUCGUGGUCUCGUCGAAGUUAGACGUCCUCCGAAGCCAACCUAUGGAUUUGAUUGGUUUGGUGAAGGAGACAUCAAUGACUCGUCUAUUCGCCAUUGCUAUGUGGAUUACAUGCACCGAACCGUCUUUGAAUUUCUCUGGCCAAAGUUUCAACGUUUCGAUCCGAUUACUAUACAACAAGAUUUCGAUACUAGUCUGGUGUUGUGCAAUCUUUGGUGUCAACUCGCCGCCACAUGCCAUGAACAUCGAUCCUGUAAAAAACCCGGUAACAGAUAUAAGUCCCAUCUACGCCAGGAUUGCUUCUAUAACGCUAUUGGUAUAUUUCGAUUAG